CGGUAAUGACGUUGGCUUGGUAUGUGAGCCACAGGGAAAAAGACACACCAAAAAGAGAUUUGUACGUGAUUUCACCUUCGAGAGUCUGAGCUGCUUAAUCAGAAGAAGGAAACGUUUUACAAAUGCUGCGCGUGGGAAACUUCCUGACCAGGCGCGCGACAGCAGCCCUGAGCACCGGCAGCGCGAGGACGGCCAGCCACCAAGUGGUGGAGGCUAUGGACUUCUCCAGGCCACAGUACCUUGACCGUCGGGACAUCCCUCUGCCUGAUGUACCCUAUAAAAACAUCCUGACUGAAGCAGAAAGGGGCCUGAAAGAGAAGGAGAAAGGACCCUGGUCCCAGCUGACCAAAGAGGAAAAGAUAACAUUGUAUCGGAUGAAGUUCUGCCAGACGUAUUUUGAGAUGAAUGAGGAGAAAAGCGACUGGAAGUCAGUCACGGGCUUAGUCUUGUUGGGUUUGGGACUGACCGGUCUUUUAGUCUUGUGGCAGUCGGUGUAUGUCUACCCGCCCCAUCCCAAGACUUUUGACCCGGAGUGGAAAGCCGCCGAAUUAAAGAGGAUGUUGGACAUGAGGAUGAACCCUGUCCAGGGCCUCGCUUCCAAGUGGGACUACGAGAAGGGCCAGUGGAAGUAAAACACAAGGCGAGGUUCAGCUUGGACUCCAGUGAAGCUAAAUUUGACUGUCAUACACUGAUCUCAAUAGUCGUGUGGAAAUUUGCCGCCUUUGGUUCUGUCACUGUCCACUUCUAUUUUCACUACAGCCUGCUGUCGUGAUGCAAGUGUGCUCUUGGUGUCACCUGAUUAAAAUAAAGUUUUGCUCGUCUCUGCUGCAUCUCUGAGGUGGAGCUUGCUCUGAUGCC
Thalassophryne amazonica is the source of this 858-nucleotide messenger RNA. RefSeq names its product cytochrome c oxidase subunit 4 isoform 2, mitochondrial. NCBI's taxonomy places the organism in Eukaryota, Metazoa, Chordata, Actinopteri, Batrachoidiformes, Batrachoididae. The transcript has 5 exons. Bases 123 to 632 code for a protein of 169 amino acids. The record is from RefSeq and is a predicted model, not a curated record. Gene Ontology annotation, biological process: mitochondrial electron transport, cytochrome c to oxygen.